CACACUUCCACUUCGUAGUCAAAGGCUCUCUUUGAUGUUGGAAUUCACGAGGGCAAAUCGUUCGCACUGGUGACUUCGAAACAAUCACAUUUAUAACUAUUCGUUCGACCCCGGAUCUGCACCGAGCACGAGGAUCCGGAAUGGAAGCGUGUCAUAGAGAUCCUUGCGGUGCUCCAGGAGCUAUUCGCACGACCAAUCGUUGAACCCUAAUCACUAGCGUCCCCCCCUGUUUUGUUGCUUCAUCAUCAAGAACGUAUCGGUUCGUCGCGACACAUUCAUCUGCUUGUUUUGACCAUGUCUUCUAUCACCGACGGUGCACGAUUGAGAGUGCCCAGUGGGAGGGGCCCACCCGCCCAUCACGGCUCAUCCUGGACUUUCCCCACAGGUUCGAAACGAUGUUUCGGGUCGCAAACCCUGCGGGUUUGAGCCCAAAUAGCUUCGCAAGGCCGGUUUUCUUAUUUGUAUGGCAGCUGCUUUCUGUGGGAGAUGGUAUUAUUAGAAACAAGCACACCGUCGGUCGCACGCGAAUCGUGCGUCAACUUUCCUGCAACAUACAACGGGAACUCAGACUUACGACGACCAUAACAAACCCUCAAGGUUUGUACUGGAGAGAAACAUGAAAACAAAGAGCGAUAUCACGUUUGUAUACGUUGGACCAAGUACGGGUUGCAAGGGAAACCCAAAGGCCAACCGAGGACCAACUACGAGCCGGGACUCAUGCCACUGCACCAGGACCCCUGGCACAAACCACGGAGGACCGACCUCUGCCAGGCCUGUACGACUUCCAGUUACCCAGUUUCUUCGCGAAACCUUUGCUCAUAGCUCUCUGCUGGCUGAUCCUGUCGCUUUGUCAACAAUGCCAAGUCGAAUUGAGGUGAAUUACCCUGAAUUACCUCGGCAAGCUAGUCUCAAGAA
Molecule: messenger RNA, 915 nt
Organism: Suillus clintonianus
Lineage: Eukaryota; Fungi; Basidiomycota; Agaricomycetes; Boletales; Suillaceae
Exons: 1
Coding region: 396-620 (74 amino acids)
Source: RefSeq, a predicted model, not a curated record